CCAGAUGCAGCGGAGAGUCGCGAGGGCGGCAGCGCCGGCGGCCGGAGAGGCAGCAGCGGAGCGGGAGCAGCAGCAGCAGCGACUGCGGGAGCCGGAGCUGGAGCCGCGGCAAUAGCGGCAGCCGCAGUGACUGCAGGAGAAGCAGCGGGAGCCGCAGCAGUAGCGGCAGCAGCAGUGACUGCAGGAGAAGCAGCGGGAGCCGCAGCAGUAGCGGCAGCAGCAGCUGCGACUGCGGGAGAAGCAGCGGGAGCCGCGGCAGUAGCGGAAGAGGGAGCGACUGCGGGAGCCGCAGCAGAAGCGGCCGCGGGAGCAGCGGCGGCGCGUGGACAUGGGGUGGCGGGCAGCGCGCCCCUCCCCGCGCUGAGGGAGCCGCGGAUCCGAGCGCAGCCGCGGGAGCCGCCUCUGCUCGUGGCAGCCUGCUGUCACCUUCCCUUCUGGCAAUGGGGAAUGGACUCUCGGACCAGACGCCGAUCCUCUCCAGCCUGCCUUCCUUCCAGAGCUUUCACAUCGUCAUCCUGGGGCUGGACUGCGCUGGGAAGACGACGGUGCUCUACAGACUGCAGUUCAAUGAGUUCGUCAACACUGUCCCCACUAAAGGAUUUAAUACGGAGAAAAUCAAAGUGACGCUGGGCAACUCCAAGACGGUCACUUUCCACUUCUGGGAUGUGGGCGGCCAGGAGAAGCUGAGGCCGCUGUGGAAGUCGUACACAAGGUGCACCGAUGGCAUCGUGUUUGUGGUGGACUCCGUCGACGUUGAGAGGAUGGAGGAGGCCAAAACAGAACUACAUAAGAUUACUAGGAUAUCUGAGAAUCAAGGAGUGCCUGUCCUUAUCAUUGCUAACAAGCAGGACCUGAGGAACUCUCUCUCCCUUUCCGAAAUAGAGAAAAUGUUAGCAAUGAGUGAGCUGAGUUCUUCAACACCCUGGCAUUUGCAGCCUACCUGUGCAAUCAUUGGAGACGGACUUAAAGAGGGACUGGAGAAACUACAUGAUAUGAUAAUUAAGCGAAGGAAAAUGUUGAGGCAGCAGAAAAAGAAGAGAUGAGUUCUUUUUAGACCUUUCUAUUUUAGAGUAGUUACAUGGUCAAAAUUUGACGUAAGACAGCUUCCAAAGCCAGGCCUGCCUGUUUGGAUGCCGUUAAGCUUAGUUACGUUGAACAAUCAGUUGCACAACCUUGCUGUGUGCAGGAAGGCUGUGCAGUUCUGGAUUUUUUUUUUUUAACUAGUCUCUUCUGAGUUUUUUGGCUCUGUAUUAUUUCAGAAGCCCUAAUAGAUGAUGUAAUGCUAUCAGGAAAUGGAUGGGUGGGUAUAUGUGACAUGGAUGUCUAAAUAGCCAAAUAAAACGAGGGUUUUCUGCUUAGUGUUGUAGUCAUAUGUUUGAGGGUGCCCUCUGCAAGCAAUUUGCAUUGAAGGUGUUCUGUGUUUUUAAACUUCUAAUGCUCGUAAGUGGAGUGCUUAGGUGAACAUUAUACAGCUUUAAAAACAUGUAUGAAGCUAGUAACCCAUAAUUUCGUUGAGGCUGGUUUUUUACCUUGUUUGAGGAUUUUUAUGAAAGCUUGGCUACAUGUGUAGGUUUUUUUUAAUUUGGCACUUUUUGAAAUUGAAUUACGUUCAGUUCAAACACUUGAAAUUUUAAGUGCUGUGGAUUCUUCAACUGGUAAAAGAAAGACUUUGACAAGUAAAAACUGUAAACAACAUGAUGGAGCAUGAAAAAGUGGUUUCUCAACAUAUAGCAUGUUUUUUGGUAUAUAAGGUUUUUAUUUUUUAGAAGUAGCCAUUCAUCAUUAUACAGUGCUAAUCAGGUUUAAACUGUUACUCAAAAUUAGUAAUUUUUUUCUGAAUGGUGAGUUUUAUGUCCUCCUAGUAUCAAAAGUCAAUGAAUUGCAGUAAAGGAGCCAUAAAGAACAACUAUUGCUGCUGUGGUUCUAACCAGUGCAGCUUUCUUUGCCCUAUUGGUGACUUUCCUGGCAAUAUAACAUACUUAAAAUGAGGUAAAGAUGGAGUUAAAAUUAGCAGAGCACAUCUUGUAUCUCCCCAAAAUAACCCAUUUUAUUAAAGCAGUAUUGCUAUGUCACUUUCAACGUA
Molecule: messenger RNA, 2083 nt
Organism: Serinus canaria (Common canary)
Lineage: Eukaryota; Metazoa; Chordata; Aves; Passeriformes; Fringillidae
Gene: ARL4A
Product: ADP ribosylation factor like GTPase 4A
Exons: 2
Coding region: 441-1043 (200 amino acids)
Biological process (GO): vesicle-mediated transport; intracellular protein transport
Cellular component (GO): cytoplasm
Molecular function (GO): GTPase activity; GTP binding
Source: RefSeq, a predicted model, not a curated record